AUGUUGCAGUAUACUUUGCUGGUGCUUAUCAUCUUGCUUUUAAGUGAAAAUUUGCAUUACAGUAUUGCAGAGAAUGAUAUAAGCAGCUCUGCACUCAUCCAGCAGCACCGCUUUCUUCUAACAGCUAUUGAUCUUCUUGUUUUACUGUGCACAAUAUACCUUUACUUUGCUGUCACACUGGGAUCAAAUGACUUAUGUUCUGGUUCUCUGCGAACAGAAAGAGAAUCAUGUCUGGUAAAUCAUGGCAAGGGGAGCUUCACCAAUGGAAAAGUGAACUGCUAA
Messenger RNA from Chenopodium quinoa (quinoa), 282 nucleotides. RefSeq lists its product as uncharacterized. The transcript is spliced from 2 exons. The coding region runs from base 1 to 282 and encodes 93 amino acids. Lineage: Eukaryota; Viridiplantae; Streptophyta; Magnoliopsida; Caryophyllales; Amaranthaceae. The record is from RefSeq and is a predicted model, not a curated record.